This is a messenger RNA of Loxodonta africana (African savanna elephant), 7411 nucleotides long. RefSeq names its product putative proline-rich protein 21. Lineage: Eukaryota; Metazoa; Chordata; Mammalia; Proboscidea; Elephantidae. The record is from RefSeq and is a predicted model, not a curated record. The coding region runs from base 4864 to 6048 and encodes 394 amino acids. The transcript has 2 exons.
CCCGGCGCGCAGGCGCCUGGCUCGGGGAGCCCGCCUUUUCCCUCCCCGGCCACCGUGGGCGCCCGUGCCCGGGUCCCGACUAAAGCGAACCUGGGCCUGGGAGCGGCUGGAGACGGGGCGCGCGGGCCCUCACCCCAGGUGUCGCCUUUUAGCCUCCGAAGCUCGGGUCCGGGUGGCCGCGGGGACCGUGACCCCGCUCAGCUGGAGCCCGGACUCGCCGAGUCACCGCCCCCGGGGACCUGGGCCCCUCGCCCGCUGGCCGAGGCUGCACGCUGGGCUCCCCGGCCCUCCAGAGAGUUGGCCGCCCCGGGCCUAGCGUACCGGGAGUCCCCGGCCGCCUCCUCCGCCUUCCAGUCCCGUGUCCCCUGGAAGCCAGCCCCGCCGCCCACAGGGCCUGGGCCACCCCUUUAGGCUUCCGUGCCUCCCGAAGGCCAGCUUGGAAGGGGCCCGGUCUUCUAGAAGGUGGACAGCCCCCCUCUGCUUUCCGAGCGGACAAGCACCCCGAGAGCCUCAGUAGCCUACUAUCACUUUGCUCAACAUAAGUGUCACGUCGGGUGGCCAUUCUGCAUCCACCUGUCCAACUGUGACUGUGUACGAAGAGGUGUUUAUGACAAGGUUCCGGUGCAUCCAGUUGAAAAUGAACAUUUCCCGUUUUGAUUGUUAGAGGUUAUUGCAGAAACGCUCCUGUUCUUUCAGAAACAGAUUCUGUGUGAAAGUUUCUGCUGAGACUUCGUAAAAAAAUGCACCCAGAAUCCCCCCUGAAAUUUGGGCUUACUUGACCGCAGUAGAGCAAGAGCCAAAUCACUGAGCAGCUGGUUCUACUCCCUUAUCCUCUGGUCUCUAACGAGCAGGCACGGCAAAGCUGUCCUGGGCACCCUGGUUUGGAUCAAAUAGCCAGCGAUGUGGUUGAGGACAGACUGAGGUAGUAAGGAGAUGCGUUAUGCUUUAGACCAGUUGAAUUUGCGUGAAGAAAUGGAAAGAAAGGGAAGCAAGCAGAGAGUUGGGGACCUCCUACCACCAAGAAAACAGCGCCAGGGGUAGAGCGCAUCCUUUGGACCUGAGGUUCCAGGACUGAGAUGCUCCCAGACCAAGAGAAGAUGGAUGACAAGGACCUUCCUCCAGAGCCAACAGAGAGAGAAAGCCUUCCUCUGGAGUUGAUGCCCUGAAUUUGGUCUUGUAACCUACUAGACUGUAAGAAAAUAAAUUUCUCUUUGUUAAAGCCAUCUACUUUGUUAUUUCUGUUUUAGCAGCACUAGAUGAUUGGUAUCACUCCCUUGUGGUACUUCUGUUAUAGCAACACGGAGAAACUAAGACAUUCCCCUUCUCAGAGAUUUCUCCUGUUUCUGAAGUUUUCACUCUAUCAUCCUCCAGGGCGACCUUGGGAGCUAGUUUUGCAGCUUGGCAGGAAGCCAAACGGAUGGCCAUUCUUCUCCCUCCAGGUCCUGGCUGUCCUCAGUCUGAUCCCGUUUCCUCCCUGUGUCCAGUGCGUUUGCUGGUUCAUGAAUCGACACGCAAACUCAGAGUGUAGUCCACGGACCUGCAGCACCGGCCUCACCUGGGAGGUUUCCAGGAUUGCGGAUUUCAGGCCCCACUUUAGACCCACUCAAUCAGAGUUUGCAUUCUAAAACAGCAGCUUUGUUGAGUUGUAACUGCCUUACACGAGGGGCAGUGGUGGGUCAGUGGCGGAAUUCUCCCCUGCCGUGUGGGAGAUUCCAGCUGGACUCCCAGCCAGUGCACCUCACACGCAGCUACCACCCGUCUGUCAGUGGAGGCUCGCGUGUUGCUGUGAUGCUUAAUAGGCUUCAUCAGAGCUUCCAGACUGAGACGGGCAAGGAAAAAAGGCAGGGCAAUCUACGUCCAAAAAUUAGCCAGCGAAAACCCUGUGGAGCACAAUGGUUGGAUGCACAACCUAUCGUGGGGAUGGUGCAGGACCUGGCAGUAUUUUGUUCUGUCGUGCAUGAGUUAGGGGCUGAUUCGAUGACAGCUAGCAACAACAACAAUCAACUUGCAGUAAAUGACUCCUAUUUAAAGUGUGUCAUUUGAUAAGCUUUGAUGUACGUAUGCACGCAUGGAGCCAUCUCCACAGUCAACAUCCUGAGCUUUGAUGUACGUAUGCACGUAUGGAACCAUCUCCACAGUCAAUAUCGUGAGCUUUGAUGUACGUAUGCACGCAUGGAGCCAUCUCCACAGUCAACAUCGUGAGCUUUGAUGUACGUAUGCACGCAUGGAGCCAUCUCCACAGUCAACAUCGUGAGCUUUGAUGUACGUAUGCACUCAUGGAACCAUCUCCACAGUCAACAUCGUGAGCUUUGAUGUACGUAUGCACGUAUGGAACCAUCUCCACAGUCAACAUCGUGAGCUUUGAUGUACGUAUGCACCUAUGGAACCAUCUCCACAGUCAAUAUCGUGAGCUUUGAUGUACGUAUGCACGCAUGGAGCCAUCUCCACAGUCAACAUCGUGAGCUUUGAUGUACGUAUGCACGCAUGGAGCCAUCUCCACAGUCAACAUCGUGAGCUUUGAUGUACGUAUGCACGUAUGGAACCAUCUCCACAGUCAACAUCGUGAGCUUUGAUGUACGUAUGCACGCAUGGAGCCAUCUCCACAGUCAACAUCGUGAGCUUUGAUGUACGUAUGCACGCAUGGAGCCAUCUCCACAGUCAACAUCGUGAGCUUUGAUGUACGUAUGCACGCAUGGAACCAUCUCCACAGUCAACAUCGUGAGCUUUGAUGUACGUAUGCACGCAUGGAGCCAUCUCCACAGUCAACAUCGUGAGCUUUGAUGUACGUAUGCACGCAUGGAGCCAUCUCCACAGUCAACAUCGUGAGCUUUGAUGUACGUAUGCACUCAUGGAACCAUCUCCACAGUCAAUAUCGUGAGCUUUGAUGUAUGCAUGCAGGCAUGGAGCCAUCUCCACAGUCAACAUCGUGAGCUUUGAUGUACAUAUGCACACAUGGAGCCAUCUCCACAGUCAACAUCGUGAGCUUUGAUGUACGUAUGCACGCAUGGAGCCAUCUCCACAGUCAACAUCGUGAGCUUUGAUGUACGUAUGCACGCAUGGAGCCAUCUCCACAGUCAACAUCGUGAGCUUUGAUGUAUGUAUGCAGGCAAGGAGCCAUCUCCACAGUCAACAUCGCGUAGGCUCACUGCAGUUUCCUCGCUCCCCAGAAUCCCUCCCAUCUACCCCUUCCUGACCCCUCUUCCCUCAGAAUAAUUGUUUAGAGAUUUAUCCAGCUGGUCGUAUGUAUCAAUAUUUCAUUCCUUUUGUUAUUGCUGAGUAGUCUUCCACUGUAGGGAUAUACCACAGUUUGUUUAUCCAUUCAUCUCCUGAUAGACAUUUGGGUUGUUUACAGUUUGGGGGGAUGACAAAAAAGGAGCCCUGGUGUUGCAGUGGUUAAGCACUCAGCCGCUAACCAAAAGGUCAGUAGUUCAAAUCCACCACCUGAUCCAUGGGAGAAAGAUAUGUCUGUCUGCUUCUGCAAGGUUAUAGCCUUGGAAACCCAUGGGGGCAGUUCUACCCUGUCUGUAGGGUCGCUACAGGAAUCGCCUUGACAGUAACGGGUGUGAGUACAGGGAUGGGGAUCACAAGUGAAGCUGCUGUGAGUGUUUGUGUACAGAUCUUUGUGUGACAUAUGUUUCCUCUUCUCUCCAUGGUGGAAUGGCUGGAUCACACGGUAAUGCAUAUUUAACUUUUUAAGGAACACUCAGACUGUUUUCCAAAUUGGUUGCUUCACUUGACGUUCGCGUGGGCAGCGCAGGAGAGUUGCAGCUCCUCCACGUCCUCAUUAAGGCGUGGUGCUGGUGCGAUUGGCGCUUUGAACUCCAGCCUUUCUAACUGGUGCAGAAUGUCUCACGUGGUGGUUUUAAUUUGCAUUUCCUAGAUGACUAAAGACGUUGAGCACCUUUUUAUGUACUGAUUGGCCGUUUGUAUAUUUUACUAGGUGAAAUAUCUGUUCAAACUUUUUGACCAUUUAAAAAAUCAUCAUGUUUAUUUUCUUACUGAGUUUUGAGAGUUCUUUAUAUGUUCUGGAUAAAACUGAUUUUAUUUUUGUUUUGUUUUAAUCCCGCUCAGGACUUGGUAUGCUCUUUCAGGUGAGGACUUAAGUAUUUCUUCCAUUCUGGAAAGUUUAAUUUCUUUUUAUCUCUAUUUUUCUCCUAUUUUCUCCUUUUGAAAUCCCCAGUAGAUGAAGGUUGAAAGUCUCUUAGCUUUUCUUUCAUGUGUUUCAUCCCUUCAACCCUUCAUUGAUCGCCUUCUGAACUUGCCAGCAAACAAAACCAACAAAAAUCCCUGUCCUCAUUCUAGUUGGGGAGGCAGACCGUGAAUAACACAGUCUAGGAAAUCAUUUUGUAUGUCGUUGUCAGUGGCCGCUGGUCGGCCCCCGACUCCCGGCAACCCUGAGCACAGCCGGAUGGAAAGCUGCCCAGCCCUGUGCCAUCGCUGGCAUCAGCUGCAGGUCGAACUUUUGUGACCCACAGGGUUCUCACUGGCUGAUUUUCAGAAGUAGGAGCACCAGGCCUUUCUUCCUAGUCUGUCUUAGUCUGGAAACUCUGCUGAAACCUGUUCAGCAUCACAGCAACCUACAAGCCUCCACUGACAGAUGGGUAGCAGCUGCACGUGAGGGGCACUGACCAGGAAUAGAACCUGGUUCUCCAUCAUCGGAGGUGAGAAUUUUACCACUGAACCACCUUGCUCCCUUUGUAUGUUAGAAGGUGAUAAUUGCUAUGUAAAAAUGUAGGCUGGGGCAAGAGGGGAGGGGAGCCUAGUUGGGGAUCAGGGUCAUGGUGUUUCCCUCACUGAAAUAAAGACAUUAAGGGGUGAGGUGCUGACCAGAAGUAUUUCUGGGGGAGCGUUUCCAGUGGAGGGAUGAGCAGUGCAGUGUUCCAGGCAGGCUCGGAAGUCAGGUGGGCUGGAGAGAAGUCAGCGAUGGGGAAGAGUAUGGGAAGGCGGGUCCUAGAGGGCCAGGCCCUGUCAGAGGAUGCAUCAGAGCUUCAUUCCCUUUAUGGUCAAAUCAUACUCCAUUGUACACAUAGACCACGUUUGUUCAUCCAUCCAUCUACAGCUACCUAUAGACCGCGUUUGUUCAUCCAUCCAUCCACCUAUAGACCACGUUUGUUCAUCCAUCCAUCCACCUGUAGACCACGUUUGUUCAUCCAUCCAUCUACCUGUGGACCACGUUUGUUCAUCCAUCCAUCCACCUGUAGACCACGUUUGUUCAUCCAUCCAUCUACCUGUGGACCACGUUUGUUCAUCCAUCCAUCUACAGCUACCUAUAGACCGCAUUUGUUCAUCCAUCCAUCCACCUAUAGACCACGUUUGUUCAUCCAUCCAUCUACCUGUGGACCACGUUUGUUCAUCCAUCCAUCUACAGCUACCUAUAGACCGCGUUUGUUCAUCCAUCCAUCCACCUAUAGACCGCGUUUGUUCAUCCAUCCAUCCACCUAUAGACCACGUUUGUUCAUCCAUCCAUCCACCUAUAGACCACGUUUGUUCAUCCAUCCAUCCACCUGUAGACCACGUUUGUUCAUCCAUCCAUCCACCUGUGGACCACGUUUGUUCAUCCAUCCAUCUACCUGUGGACCACGUUUGUUCAUCCAUCCAUCUACCUAUGGACCACGUUUGUUCAUCCAUCCACCUACAUCUACCUAUAGACCACGUUUGUUCAUCCAUCCAUCUACCUACAGACCACAUUUGUUCAUCCAUCCAUCUAUAUCUACCUAUAGACCACAUUUGUUCAUCCAUCCAUCCACCUAUAGACCACGUUUGUUCAUCCAUCCAUCCACCUAUAGACCACGUUUGUUCAUCCAUCCAUCCACCUAUAGACCACGUUUGUUCAUCCAUCCAUCCACCUGUAGACCACGUUUGUUCAUCCAUCCAUCUACCUGUGGACCACGUUUGUUCAUCCAUCCAUCUACCUAUAGACCACGUUUGUUCAUCCAUCCACCUACAUCUACCUAUAGACCACGUUUGUUCAUCCAUCCAUCUACCUAUAGACCACAUUUGUUCAUCCAUCCAUCUACCAACGGACACUUGGGUUGUUGCCAUCUUUAGGCUAUCGUGAACAGCGCUGCAAUGAACUUUGGUGUGCGAGUCUCUAAGUUUCUGCUUUCACUUCCCUUGUGUAUAUGCCUGGGAGUGAAAUUGCUGGGUCAUAUGCCACUGGGUUCGUCCCUAGUUCCUCCCAUUGCUGGUGGGAAUGAAAAAUAGUGCAGCUGCUGUGGGAAACAGUUUGGUGGUUCCUUAAGAAAUUAGACAUUGAAUUACCAUAUGACCCAACAAGUCCAUUCCUAGACAUAUACCCAAAGUACCUGAAGGCAGGGAGUCAAACAGGUAUUUGUCCACUGCAGUGCUAUUCACAGUAGCCAAAAUGCGGAAACAACCCAAACACCCACCAGAAGAUGAGUGGAUACACGAAAUGCCAAUAUACAUACACACAAUGGAAUAUCACUCAGCCAUAAAGAGAGAUGAAGUUCUGACACAUGCUGCAACAUGGAUGAACAUCAAACACUGUAUGCUGAGUAAAAUAAACCAGCCACAAGCGUUGUAUAAUGCCACUUCGGCAAUUCUUUUGUUGUUGUUGUUCUGUGCCAUUGAGUCCAAUCUGACUCAUAGCAACCCUAUAGGGCUGAGUAGAACUGCCCAAUAAGGUUUUCAAGGUUGUAAUCUUUACAGAAGCAGAUUGCCUUAUCUUUCUCCUGUGUAGAGGCUGGUGGGUUCGAAUUGCUGACCUUUUGGUUAGCAGCCGAAUGCUUAACGGGUGCACCACCAGGGCUCCUGAGGCAACUCUAGAUACCUCAUAUAAGUGGAAUCUACCACCCGUCUGUCCAUUUGUCGUACUCUCGCGGUUUUCAUGUUGCUAGGGUGCUGGAAGGUAUGCCACAGGUAUUUCAAAUAUCAGCAGGGUCAUCCGUGGUGGACAGGUUUCAGUGGAGCUUCCAGACUAAGACAGACUAGGAAGAAAGGCCUGGUGAUCUCCUCAAAAUCAGCCAACCAGACCUUACGGCUGACAACGCACUGCCACUGACAGCGUGCUGGAAGAAGAACCCCUGGGCUGGAAGGCACUUCACAACGGCUGCAACAACAGGCUCGAGAAUACCAGUAAUCACGAAGAUGAAGCAGGACAGGCAAUGUCUGGUCUGUUGUACUUGGGGUCACCGUGAGUUGGAGCUUCAACAACAGAACAGGCAAAGACAUAGAGACAGAAAGUGGAUUCGUGGUUACCAGGGGCUGGAAGGCGCGGAGAUUACGGAGCUAUUGUUGAAUCGGCACAGGGCUUCCGUUUGGGAUGGUUAAAGACAGUGGCGAUGGUCACACUGCACUGUGAAUGUACUAACCCACUGAAUUGUGCACUCAAAAGUAGCUAAAUGACAACUUCCAUGUUAUGUAUAUUUUACUACAAUUACAAAAGGGAAAG